GGCUCCCCUCGGCCGCGGGCGGAAGGCCGGAGCGCGGCAGCGCCAUGCCCGGCCCGGCGGCUCCGGGCGCCGGCCCCGACGCCGAGGAGAGCUACGACUUCCUCUUCAAGCUGGUGCUCAUCGGGGACGCCAGCGUGGGCAAGACCUGCCUCGUGCAGCGCUUCAAAACCGGGGCCUUCGCCGAGCGCCAGGGCAGCACCAUCGGCGUGGACUUCACCAUGAAGAGCCUGGAGAUCCAGGGCAAGCGGGUGAAGUUGCAGAUCUGGGACACAGCUGGCCAGGAGAGGUUCCGAACCAUCACACAGAGUUACUACCGCAGCGCCAACGGAGCCAUCCUGGCCUAUGAUAUCAGCAAGAGAGGCUCCUUCCUGUCCAUUCCUCGCUGGAUCGAGGAUGUGAGGAAGUAUGCUGGUUCCAACAUAGUACAGUUACUGAUUGGAAACAAGUCUGACCUAAGUGACCUUCGAGAGGUUCAGCUGGAAGAAGCUCAGAGUCUGGCUAAACACUAUGAUAAUAUCAUCUGUGCCAUAGAGACCUCUGCGAAAGACUCCAGCAACGUGGAGGAGGCUUUUGUGAAGAUGGCUACAGAGCUCAUGAUGAGGCACGGAGGCCCUAUGUUCAGUGAGAAGAAUACUGACAGCAUCAAGCUUGACAGCAAAGACGUUGUAGAAAGCUGGGGGUGUGGCUGCUGAUAUGAGCUAGGUGAUAUCCCUAACUUUACUGGAAUUUAGAUGGUGCUUCACCCUAAUGCUGAGUAGCAUGGUAGCCAUAUUCUCCUCCUGUGAAACCAGCGAUUUUGUAGAAGUUAGACACAAUCCUCUUUGCUUUGGUGUCUUAUUUUUUGAAAAAGGGACUCUUGAGAGGUAGUUCUAAAAGUCAGACCCUCUGAAAAACUUACUCAACAUUUGUCCCCACCGUGUUCUUUUCUGUAACCUUCAUACAAGUUCCAAAAGUGGAGGAAACAACUUGGAACUGGUGACGUGGGGUGAGGAGACACAUGGUUGGGGAAGAGACCAAUGCACAUCCAAAGUUCUGAAGUAUUUAGUGUGGGACUGUUGGCAAAGGAAGUCACCUUUGGAAUAGGCAAUCUUGAUGGUGUCUCCUUAAAUCCUCAGCACUCCACCAGUGACCAGGAAGUGACAGUGUCUUUGAUAAUUUCAAGUGUCAGAAUGCCCCAUGUUUUGAUAUAGGACCAAAUAGCAGUCACCUGUCCUAGGGCACAUGGCUUGCUAGUUAGUACUGGAGCAGGCCCAGGUGGGGAAGCCUUCUCUCAGGUUUUGUUAGAAUCUUUGUAAAUGAUCAUUUUAACAGCCUGAACAAUAAUCACAUGACUUGCUGUCAAGCAGGACUGGACCAGCUGUUUUAAAUACAGCCUUCAGGAGAGGGUAGAUGCAUUUCAUUUGUUAUUGUUUGUACAGUAAUAGCUCCCUUUUCCAAAUAGGUACCAUUGAGCUUUUGCCCUCAGGUCUCACUUUCAUUCCACAACUCAAGAUGUGUACCACUGGAAACAGGAACUGGAGAAACCUUGAACUGACUGGUAGCCAUGAUCUCCUGCCAUGUGCCUAAUGGUCAUACACAGGGUUAAUUCUGGUCAUACAUUUGACAUUAUGUUACCAGAGUGUUUAUUGCUCAGGUGGCAUUUAGGUUUUGGUUUGGGUUUAGUUUUCUUUUAAACAGUCUCUUAUGAUCUGUGCAUACAAUGGGAAGGAAGACCUCAGAGCAGCUGAAAACUGCAUGCAUUGCAACUUCAGGGUUGUAAGAAACCAGUGUCUUUUCAAGUGAUUCCUUCCCAAGUUUGGACUCAACUGCUUCCCUCUCCCUAUCACAAGUUACCUGUUGCUUUUCAUUUCUUGAAAACAUCAGGAAAAAAACCUUUCAUGUUGAUCAAAAUUCACCUUACAAAAAUGGAUUUGCAAAGGGAGCAGAAGCAGGAUUCAUUGUUUAAAAUCUGCAGUUAAAGCAAAGGUGUUGAGAGGUGACAAGUGUUUUUUGCAGCCCUGGUACUUUGAAGAAGCUCAUUUUCAGAAAGCACCCACUUAAAGCAAAGCCACUUGUCUCUCUUAAAAACCUUGAUCAAAAAGGGCCUGGAUUGGUUUGCUACCAGGGCUACCACAGUUUUCAGCCAUUCAGCAUAUCCAGUUAUCAUGAAAAUCAGGAAGAUUUAAGAAAGGGCUAAUGGAUCCUAGAUUCAAUACCAUUCCUCUUCCUACAGAAAAUACUGAACAAUUCUCAGUCUUUCUGGUUUUUUAAACUGAAGUAGAUAAUUGAGGAGUUACACAUGCUUUGUAGCCCGUUUGCUUCUAAUCUAAGGAGUUAGUUUUCAAGUUUUAUAGUUCUAGGAGUUGAAAGGGCCUUACAUUUUGCAAUUAGUAUAGUUUUCUCAAUUCCGAUGUCUUAUAUGGAAGGGCAGGUUGAGCUGCAGUACUCAGUAGUAUUUUUGGGUAGUUUUACAGGACAUUCCCAGCAUUCCUACAUCCAAAGGUAACGGUGUCCAGCAGGAGCUAGACACUGAAAAUGAGAAUUGACCGAGCUUUAGAUUUGUUAGUGAUUAGCAAACAUUGUAUUCCACUCUUGGUAGCAAUUAUCAAGACAGUCCAAGCUAAUUCACAAGCCUGGUGACUGCUUUUCCUCCUGAUCAGAUGGUCCUUAAGAUACAGGAUACUGGCAAGCAUUUGACUUUGUCUUGACAUCUUGUAUUUUACAGCUGUAGGUCAGAGCCCCGCAGUUCUGCGUGUUUGAAUGUGGACCCUCAGAUAAGCUCUGCCUCCCACCCUUUGCUGGAUUAGUGCCAAAUUAUUGAAGCCAUGCUGAUGAAACGUUUAAGAACAUGUGUUUAAGAACAGUAUUGCUGCUAAUUAAAUCAAAAUCAGUAGUUUACAAAAGAAUUCAUCUCCAAACUGGAGUAAAAUGAACAGAAAUCCUCCUUCCAAUACAGUCAGUGAAUGAUGGUGUUUUUACAGUAGAAGGAAAACUGUUAUCAAUCCAUUUUCUUAGGUUUGAGGUUUGUUUAGUAAACAAACAGAAUUAGACCAAGUGCUCUACUUUUCCUUACAACUUGCUCACCUAUAUCUCUUAAACUAGUCUUGAAGGCUGAGACUGUCUGCAGAUUAGUCUCUUUCACUCAGAAAACAUGAAACAGCAUCAGUGGUUUGUUGCUGUGUUCUCAAAUUCAGAUUAGUUUUUGUUUUGCUGCAGAAGAUUCAGACAGUGGCUUUAAGUCAGCUUUGUCUUCUAACUCUUGCCCCUUCUCUGUUGUAACCAGUGCAAUACAAGUUUGCAUGCUCUGCCUAACUGAACAAGAGGGAACAUAGACUAACAGACUAGUUUAUUUUCAGGUUAGCAGCAGAUGUGAAUGACAGUGCUUGGGCUCUCAGUAGUAAAAGGCCAUUUCAUUUACCAAACCCUUUCCUUGUCUAUUUGUAAUAGCACAGUACUCACUAGGCUGAUACUUUCUUGACCAGAAAUAAAUUAAACAGUAAAUGUGACUUAGAGCUUUCCAUUCCCCUUCUGGAAACUUGUAUUAAAUCCCUAAUUCACACACAGAGCUACGUAAUUCAAGUAUUGGGAAGGGAGUCCUGUUGACUUAAUUCUACUGACCCUUCUGAAACUGAAAGGAUACCAGAGUGAAGAGAGUGAGUAGCAGUAAACCUGAUAUUUAUGGGUAAAAAUCUCAGUUGCAAAUCUUAGGUUACAAAUGUGCACUGCUGUACAUCAAGUGAAUAAUUCAGUAGUGCAUGAUCAGAGUUAACAGCAUAAACAUUUGCCAAGAAUCCUGUUUACUGGCAGUUGAACAUUAACAAGACUAUGGUGCAGGAAUUGCUUUUAAGCAGUUCUCCUUGGCUGACCAUGUAUUUAGAUUAGUGUUUAUCAUUUAGUUUUGGCAGUACCCAAAGUGAGCAAAAUAUUACAAAAACACAGGAGGGGACAUUGAUCCCUGCCUUGUAACACUUAGGAGUGGAAUGCAGAAGCAAAUACUGAACUGAAACCAUCAGCAGAAUGUGGUUCACAGGAGCAUGGGCAUUGUUAUCCUUUGUAUUGGUUUUGAGUUCAGCUAAUUUUAUCUCCAGUUACUCAUCCAGUCCAUCAUCAUGGAUGGAGCUUGGACAAAUAUUUGUAAUUCUGCAAAUAUCACACCAAAUAAAUGCCAGCCCAGCAACCUGAUAACAUUUGCUUUGCAAAACAAAAUAUUUUACAAAUUAAAAUACUUCAGAACAGCAGAAAAGCCCCAGUGACUUUAUCACUCUCACUGUGCUGGAAAGCAGCUCAGUCUUCCAUGGGGAAAACUAUAAAACUAAGGGAAGGCCAGCUAAUACCACAUAGAUUGCCAAGAGCUUCAUCAAGAGUGGAGAUCUUGCUCACUUUUAUCUUUCCCUUUACAGAUCAUAUUUAUUUGAAUAGAUCAGGUGCAAUACAUGUGUUACUGCAUAGUACAUGACAGAAUGUAAACACUCCUGCAGUAGAACCCUUAAGUACCAUUAAAGCCUUUCCUUGAUUUGCCCCAGAAUAUAUUGUCCCACUGAGAUUUACACUUCUGUUACUUAGUCUCAUUGUCCCAGCCAGCUGACCAUUUGAAUGUCUCUUGCCACCUCGUGCCAAUCCCAAGGGAAGUGGAGGGUAAUAGAAGUCAUUUCCCUUUACCUAUCCUGCUUCCACAGCACAUAUAUAUUAACAGACCACUGAUGUUUACCCUAUUGCAUUAUUUUGGGCAAACAAAGUGAGAACAAUACAUGCUUUGUGAAACUGAAAAAUAAAGUGACUCUCCUUUUGGCAUCUCCCAACCUUGGAGAGUGCUCACUUUAACCCCUGUCAGCCAUUCCCAGACUCCACAGAAACAAACCAGGUUCCAGGCAAAGUGUACAACUAGUAAACAGAGAAAAUUCAAGGCAAUUGGAGCAAGUAUGUGUAGCCUUUUGUUGAAGAGUUAGUUCUCACAUGACUCACUUUGCUCCAGUAGUUGAUGACCAUGUAGCUUGUAUUCACACCCUCUGGUACACAAAGGGAGGCAAUUGAAGAGCAAUAAGCCCUAGGACAGGUGUAGUUCUUGGCAGAAUUGAAAGGAAGCGAAUUCCAAAGUUUAGGCUAAUCACUCUAACCACUUAAUUACCCUUUCUCAAAUGAUACUGGCUUGUUUCAUCAACUACAAGGCAUUCUAGAUUUACUAAUUUAGCAGUAAGAUGCCACAGUGUUAAUGUAGAUUAACAGUUACAUUUUAUUACAGUUAUAGGAAGUAGAGUGACUGUAGAGUCAGAGCAGAGUCCUUUAUAACUGGGCUAUUAUCAGAUUUGACAAUUCUUUUCCAUGCAGUAAGAAAACAUUCACAGAUUUGGGAAAUACUGUCUCAGUUUUGUUUUUGUGUAGUAUCUUUUGGUGCUGAUCUGACAUUUCAGUUAGAGAACCAGCCUCCUGGGUAUCUUAGCUUUUACUGGCCAGGUAAUGUUAGAUCUCUUUUAACUCCAUUGAAUUAGGUUACAACGUUAUUCAAAGCUGCAGAAAAAUCUCAGGUGGAAGUAUUUCAUUGCAAUCCCCCACUGCACACUUUACAUAAACUCUUCCAACUAUUCACAGCAUCAUAGCUAGAUGUUCUGAUUUCUAGCACAAGUUUAGCCCUCUGCAUCUAUUUUAUCAUUUCCUUUUCAUUUACUUGAAAAAGAGCAGGGUUACAAAACCAAACUAGCCAGCCCAAAUGUAUAUUUGCUGUCUGUGGAAUCAUUAUCAGAGGUUAGGUAAAAAUAGCCAGCAUACUCUCCUAUCCUGAUCUUAGAUAGCAUUUGUUUAAUGACUGAAAAACUGUUAAAAUGCAUUUUAAAAAGAAUUCCUUGAGGCACAAUAGGGGUUGGGAUUUUUUCUUUCAUUGUGUCUGUUUUUUAACAAGGGUUUCUCUUAAAUACUGAUAAAGGCUGUUACCUGUACUCCAUUGGUACCUUUAGGUGCCACUGAAGACAGACUUAGGCAACAAUUGUCUUGGUUUUCCAUAUGAGUCAGCAGCCAGUGGAAAACAGGGGAACAGAAGAACUUCCCAAGGAUAAGCACAGUGAGGCCUGAGUAAGUCAGGGAAGAUCUUCUGUUUAGUCCAAAUAAAUAUCUUGGGUUUAAUCAAUGCUUACUCAGUUCAAAGCAAAUACUUGCCUUCCCAAAUCGUGAGGGGUUUUCCCCAACUUUGCUUCUUGUACCACAGAAAUUUGACUGCUGUCUAUACUGAAGAGGAAUGGACUGAUUAAACUAGUUAAGUGUGUGGUAUCAGCAUAGUUGAGUGUGGAGAGCUGUAAAAUGGACUUAAAGCUGUAUAUAGAGCUUAUUCCUUCCAUUAUGAAGUUAAAAGUAUGUCUCUCUCCCCUAGGACACCAUUUGAAAACCUUUAGAAAACCCAAGAUCAUACUUUGAUAAAACAAUUAUUGAAGCUCUCUUUAUGAUUAAAAAAGUCACUUUCCAUGUUUCUUUUGCAAGGUAUUCUUAGGCUUCAACUAAGUUAUUUCCAAUUUGAUUAUCCAACUGAACUGUGACACUAAUGUCUACUUUCUUCCAAACUGAAAUUUACCAGAAAACUGAUUGUUCUUCCUAUCACAAAGUGCUGCUGGGCCAGCAGAUAGUCUAUAGCCAACAGGUUUUUGCACAUGUGUAGCUAUUAAUCUCCUGCUCCUGUGACAGUUCCUUAAUACCUGCAAAGUGUGUCUAUAAUUCACUGUACUCAGCAAUCAGUCAAGUCCAGCUAGUGAUCAUUCAUCCGAGACGGUAGUGCAAGUCAGGGUGAGAUACUGAGUAGGUACAGCAGCUUCACAAAGCUGCUUCUGUUUAAGACACUUCUAAGGCUUACUUAAGCCAUUCAAAAAUUGCUGUGAACAGAGAAGUUAUUACAAGUGCAUUAUUUUCUUUUCCUUUAGUCAUAACAUAGAAAACAUCCCAGAAUUACAUGUUUUACUUUAAAGCCUAGACUAGGAUACUAAGAACAGUAGUCACCUGUUUUAAGUUUUCAUAAGAACGUGGAUCUUGUCAUUGACUACAGAGUAAGAGUUUAUUCCUCCAUGAACUCACUCAGAUAUCCUGAAGUACACACUAUUCAGAUGUACAUUUUAGCUAAAAGUACGUUAUAUAUGACCAAAAUUGUCUUUUUAAGGUACCUGACUAGCACCCAUCUGUAUACUUCCACCAGGCAGUCUCUUUUCUGUCCCUGCACUGCAGAACACACCAUGAGCAACAUCUCUUUUUCUGCAAUAAAUUCUAGGCACAGUACAGACUUGUAAGGAAGAUGUGAGGGAGUGAUUUGGGGUACCUUAGCUAUUAUGUAUGAAAAUGAGGGUGUGAAAGAUUGUCCUUUGAACACAGCAUGCAAACUUGUCUUGACAAUGCAAAGGUACUUAAAAGAAAGUGAGUUAAGAGCUGGAUUUUCAGAAAGGCUAAAGCUGCAGACAGGUGCCUACCAAUGUCUUCAAAAGCAUCUAGUUACCACUGCAAAUAAGCACAAAAGUUGUACAGAACUGCUUUUGCAGUAAAGGGAACUGCUUAUCAGACCAAAUGUACAUUAAUGUGAAAGGCAGAGCAUCCUGACUGGUUCUAUAAUUUUCAUCUUCAUUCCCUAUGCUGUGCUUAAGUAACCAUUUUUCCCCUUUAGAAAUGGUAUUUCAGGUAGACUAUUCUAAGUGUGAAAAGUAGUUUGGUACUUGACAAAAUCAAAUGCUAUAUAGGUUUUCUUAAGAGAGUGACAAUAUCAACGAGACUGACUUUGCUACCACAGUUUGAUGGUGCCAUAUAAGGGAUUUAUGAGACAGCAUGAAGGGUUGGAAUGGUGCUGCACACACACACCAUUUCAAAAGCCAUCAGGUGAGAUCAGACCCUGUCCUGCUUGCCAGAGAGAAAGUGGGUACAGACAUAUACCCAGCAGAAGGUGAAUUUAGUUAUUUGUAAGAGUCUUUAAAGAUUUCUAUUUUAUAAGUCUGUAAGGAGAAAUGCUAAGAUUUUUGAUAGUUAGAUAUGCUCAGUGCUGUCAACCAGCUUUUCCCUCUUUCGUGCCUCACUCACUGAUCUCUGACAGACAUAAAACCCACAACUCCAGAGACUAGAUAGCAUUCAAGUGAGUCUGGCUCACACACCUGCUGGGGAGAACGUAAAAAAAAUCUCUAAUUCAUAUUGAAUUCAUUCACUGCAUUCCAAAAUUACUUGAGGGGUUUGGAUGGUAACAGUGUUAAAAUGGUUCUGCAUUUUCUAGGACAAAUCCGUUGGUGUUUUUCAAGGUUUCUUCAAGAGAUGCAGGCUGUACGUUUCUAAUCAUCAGCAGCUACUUUGCUUUUAAACUUUCUUAUCACAAUACUGACUAGAUCAUUUGGAAUAUGAGGAAACAAGGGAGCAAGCUUGCAUACUACAGUAAUUUUUUAUACUUUACCUUCAUCUAUUUAUGAAUUUAUUAUGAAAAAUAUUUUUAAACAUAAGAAACCUGCUUUUUGUUGUGAAUUUUAGCAAAGUAGUGGAUACAUUGUACUGUGUAUCAUUAAAGAGGUUUAAUUAAACGGUUGGCAAUUAA
This is a messenger RNA of Colius striatus (speckled mousebird), 8512 nucleotides long. It is a transcript of the gene RAB43, whose product is annotated as RAB43, member RAS oncogene family. Lineage: Eukaryota; Metazoa; Chordata; Aves; Coliiformes; Coliidae. The transcript is spliced from 3 exons. Gene Ontology annotation, molecular function: GTP binding; GTPase activity. Gene Ontology annotation, biological process: protein secretion; regulation of exocytosis. The record is from RefSeq and is a predicted model, not a curated record. The coding region runs from base 45 to 692 and encodes 215 amino acids.